Ailuropoda melanoleuca (giant panda) is the source of this 653-nucleotide messenger RNA. RefSeq names its product late endosomal/lysosomal adaptor, MAPK and MTOR activator 5 (gene LAMTOR5). Gene Ontology annotation, cellular component: lysosome; Ragulator complex; cytoplasm. The record is from RefSeq and is a predicted model, not a curated record. Lineage: Eukaryota; Metazoa; Chordata; Mammalia; Carnivora; Ursidae. Gene Ontology annotation, biological process: negative regulation of apoptotic process; positive regulation of TORC1 signaling; cellular response to amino acid stimulus. The transcript is spliced from 4 exons. Gene Ontology annotation, molecular function: guanyl-nucleotide exchange factor activity. Bases 125 to 400 code for a protein of 91 amino acids.
UUGGAGGCGCCGUCCCCCUCCGCGCCCUGCGCGGGUCAUGUGAGCGAGACGCGCUCCGGGCUUGGGGCGGAGAAGGAGGCGACGAGGUGCGGGAUCCCGGACGGCUGGAAGGCGGGGGGCGGGGAUGGAGGCCACCUUGGAGCAGCACUUGGAGGAUACAAUGAAGAAUCCAUCCAUUGUUGGAGUCCUGUGCACAGAUUCACAAGGACUUAACCUGGGCUGCCGUGGGACCCUGUCAGAUGAGCAUGCUGGGGUGAUAUCUGUCCUAGCCCAGCAAGCAGCUAAGCUGACCUCAGACCCCACUGAUAUUCCUGUGGUGUGUCUAGAAUCAGAUAAUGGGAACAUUAUGAUCCAGAAGCAUGACGGCAUCACAGUGGCGGUGCACAAGAUGGCCUCUUGACGGCUCCUGUCAGCUCUCCGGCAGCCUGUACUAGCGGCCCGAGCCUAGCAGUGCAAAGUAUCUUGAAGAACUAUGAAAGUCCCAGUAGUUAGGCCAUUUAGUGUGCACUGGGCACUUUUCUGUUAAUUUUAGAGGAAACUGCUUUUUGACACUCAGUGGACUGACCUAAUUAGUAAGAAAGGAUCAUGUUUUGAAGUCCAGGUCACUUUGUACAUAGAAUUUUCUUACGUUCAAUAAAUCUGGUCAGAGAAAA